UCCGUGUCCGAUGACAGUACUAGAUUGUCACGACAGAAAUAAAUCCGAAUUACAUCCGGGACAAUACGCUAGGAAUGUGUGUCCCAUCCCGGACGUACUUUAAACUAUGUAACUGUUAUGAAGACGAGCCAUGUUAACUUCCAUAAGAAACAAUGCUAAAUACGGACAAUAUAUGAAUAGUUCUGAAUACAAGGAACAGGGCUGGAUACAUAUACUGUAUAACAAGUUCUGGAUUCAGGCACAUGGCUGGAUACAAGGACCAAUGCUUGAUACAGACAGUGUAUAACAAGUUCUGGAUACAAGGAUCAGGGCUGGGUACAAAGAUCAGCGCUGGAUACAGACACUAUAUAACAAGUUCUUGAUAUAAGGAUCAACGCUGGAUAUGGACACUAUAUAAUAAGUUCUUGAUAUAAGGAUCAACGCUGGAUACAGACACUAUAUAACAAGUUCUUGAUAUAAGGAUCAACGCUGGAUAUGGACACUAUAUAACAAGUUCUUGAUAUAAGGAUCAGCGCUGGAUACAGACACUAUAUAACAAGUUCUUGACAUAAGGAUCAACGCUGGAUACAGACACUAUAUAACAAGUUCUUGAUAUAAGGAUCAACGCUGGAUACGGACACUAUAUAACAAGUUCUUGAUAUAAGGAUCAGCGCUGGAUACAGACACAAUAUAACAAGUUCUUGAUAUAAGGAUCAACGCUGGAUACAGACACUAUAUAACAAGUUCUUGAUAUAAGGAUCAACGCUGGAUAUGGACACUAUAUAACAAGUUCUUGAUAUAAGGAUCAACGCUGGAUAUGGACACAAUAUAACAAUUUCUUGAUAUAAGGAUCAACGCUGGAUAUGGACACUAUAUAACAAGUUCUUGAUAUAAGGAUCACACCUGGAUCUUUCAUCGGAUCUAUUACAUGUUGCAAAGAUGACGGAACAGGAUGACCAGGACGAGAGGUCUCGGAUCCUUUAUCAUACCCUAAACAAGUGGAUAGGUAACAAGGAAUUAGUGUCUGUCCGGAGAAAACUGACAUUGACCAAGGAGCGUAUGAUAAAUGCAGGAAAAUGUGGAAUCAAUGUUUUUUACACAGGAAGCAGGAGUGAAGGAAUGCAAAUGAAAGGUUCAGACCAGGAUGUAAUGUUGUUUUAUAAAACUGUGAUAGUGACAUGUCCUCAUCCGUACAUCAGUAUUCCACAAGGCCGUGCAAAUAAUUCCGUUUUGUGGAUGAGGGAUGCUGAUAGUUCUAGACCUGGUUAUGUAACCUUGGAGCUGGUUCAUCUGGGACAGGAAUGCCCGGCACACCUGAUCAAAUCCAUUGUUCCAGUUGGAAAACAAAAAUUCAUAUCAAGUGAAAUACACAGAAGGAGUUAUAUGGAUUACCUAGGUAAAUCGAUGAAACUGAACGUUGAAGUUAACGGUCCCGCUACGGCUCUAAUGGAUGAAGACAGCCAUGUUUCAGUUGAUACAGAUUAUGUGCUUGGCCUCUCCUGUCCCGAUUGGCCGAAAGAAGCUAAUGAAUGGAUCAGUAGGCCUCGACUUCAUGGAUGGCCGGACCAAGUUUUGAGAGAUCAGAUAGUACAAGGUGGAUGUCAUCUUGUCCCUGUAGGAGAUAAAACGUCUGCUGACACAUUCCUACAAUGGAGGAUUUCGUUCACUACUGCGGAAAGGAAACUCAUGUAUUCUCUCACUCAUGUACAAUUUUUAGUGUACGGACUUCUCAAGUACUUCCUCAAGCAGAUAUCAGGCAAGCUGGAACAGUUAUUAGGAGAUACAGACAUCCUGUCAUCCUACAUUAUGAAAACUGUUUUAUUCCAUGCGACAGAAAACACGCCUGAUUCGUUUUGGCAAGAGAAACACACAUUUCUCUGUUUUAUGUUUUGCUUGAACAUUCUGAUAACCUGGGUGAAUGCAGGAUAUUGUCCAAAUUAUUUCAUUAAAAGAAACAACAUGUUUCUUGGCAGAUUUGAUGCUGGAAAUAAGCAGAAACUCCUUCAUUUUCUCAUUGAUCUCCAUGAUAUGAAAUGGCAAUGUCUUUCAGUUGGAACAUUUUUACAACCGCCUUUAGGAGAGCUUGUCGAAAAUAUGAGGAACGGAGCUACGGAAACGCUACUUCCUCUGCCAUCAGGAUCAGAAUGUGAAUGUGACUUGAAAAUAUUCUCUGAAAUAUCUUCAUCUAUCUGUCGGCCGGAUGAACUUCCUGUGUCAUUGGCACUCCUAUCCAAGUCGAAGUCGGACUUAGAUGAAUUCCUAGCAUACGUCCCUACAGUACAGGCAGUGCUUCUUAUCGGGACUGAGUCUUUCGGUAAACACAUUCAUGUUAGAGGAAAUAAGGAGAAGUACAAACAUCUGAGAAAAUGUAAGAAACUACUGUCACCGCUAGCCUCUGCGUGUACAAGUCCAGGAUCACUUACGCUAGCAACAUACUACUACCAAACCGGUAAUUACAUACGGGCACUGGACAUUUGCAAACACACGAUUACUUCAUUCAAAAUUUAUUUUGGUGGACGUAUAAAACGGGAGGACAAAGAGAUGUACAGACAUCAGAUUUGCGGCCAAAGGUAUACUCUGCUACAAAAGGCACAGAUGAUAUUUGCAUCAGAUAUUUUGUUUACACAAAAUUUUGCACAGUUAUGUCCGUCCCAUUUACACGAUGAGAUAGAAAAACUAGAGAGAGAUAUUCUCAAUAUCCCUCCUGUUCCUUACGCCUUGUUCCUGUCUUUUCUGUGUUACUACGAACUCGGCGACAACAUGAGACGUGACACAGCAUUGAGUCUCCUUCUAUAUAUGAAAAGUAACAAAUACCAAGGAAGCGAUAGUACUUGGAUAGUUCACAACCUUUUAGGUAUAUGUUAUGAGAUGGUUGGGGACACAAGGAAGGCACUCAGGGAAUAUAACGACUCUCUUGCCGUUAAGGUAUUUAGUCAAUACCUAAACCCUGCUAAGGAGAGGAUAGAACGUUUACAGUCGUUAUCGAAAGGACAGUAACAGGACCGAACACUACCAUUAUACCUCAUUUAUAUAUCAUUUUGAUCACGUGUCGGGCUGACAGAACAUCGUGUUGCCCGCUCGCAAUCAGAGCUUCUCUUACAAGACAGUUGGAGUUGCAUGUCUUUGCCUUGUUUCCUUGUAAUCGGACGACAACAAAUGUGGAUCUGCCGAUUCCUUAUUCCAUAUGAGGAGGAAAUAGAUAACAUUUUUUAAAGGAAUGCUUUCAACACGUAGGAAGCAGAAAGGAAUUCUUGAAAGAAAACGGACGAGAAUCAGAAUCUAAUUUGAGCGAUUUGAACCAAAUGAUGCUCGAUAGUGACAUACGGGAAUUUCACUCGUGUGCUAUUUUUCGGUAUGAUUAACAAUUAAUCAACCUUGUUUUGGAGAACAUGAACAUUUGCUAACUCGUUAAAGGAACUGCUAAGAGUAUCCACGAUUUACCAUGACAAAUGGUUGUUAUGAUUUUGAAAUUAUAUCAAUUUAAUGUUUUUAUUUUAUAAGAUAUUAAUUGGUCUGGAGUAAUGAUAUUAGAUAUGAUUCUGUUAAGAUGUUUUAUUUCUCUGUCUUGAACCUUGCGCUCAAUUUACGUACUGUUAAAUUCAUUUUAUAUACUUUUAUUAACUCUAAGUUCAUUAUAUGCCCAGUUAUUCAGUAUGUUUGAACUUAAUUUAUAUACUCUUAAUGAACUUCAGUUCAUCUAUAGUUCACAUUAUGCGCUCAAUUUACGUACUGUUAAAUUCAUUUUAUAUACUUUUAUUAACUCUAAGUUCAUUAUAUGCCCAGUUAUUGAGUAUGUUUGAACUUAAUUUAUAUACUCUUAAUGAACUUCAGUUCAUCUAUAGUUCACAUUAUGUGUUGAGCUCUGCUGGCUGACUUUGAGUCCCAAGGGUUUGCCGUUACCCUAUACGUCAAGUUCAGAUUAUUACAAAUAGCGAUUCAGAACCUACACCACAUGUAUUUCCUAUUUGAAAUGAUGCAAUAUACAAAACUGAAAACUUUAGAAAUUGUAUCAAUGCACAUUAACUCUAAAAAGAAAUAUCUUUAAAAAAGAUAAACGGCAUAGUUUUAAUGCUGGUGGUUAUAAUGUAAAACUGCAGGUGAAAUAAAUUCACGAACUUAUUAAUAAAUGCGUUUCAGCAUGGAUAACAAAAUUAUAUUUUGAAUCAUUUUUGGUGAUCAUAAGACUGCAUUUGAAUCAGGAAUAUAAUUUUAUUGAUUUGUCAUUUUAAUAGAUACAUCCACUUACUCAGCUUGCAUUCAAUCUUAAUUUUGUUUCGUUUUUAACUGCAUAUCUGCAUUUACCGCUGCAUUGACCAAUCACAUACUUCAUCUUGACCAGUAACGCCACCUUUCGAGUCAUAUCCGGGGCAAAAAGAAAAAUAUACGGCUAUGCCGAAAAAUAUGUUUAGGCCUUCUUUUUCAAACUUGCAAACUUUUGGCCUCUAAAACCACUGGCGAGUUCUGGUCGAAAUAGUUAUGAAAUGUAGUAUCAAAAUUAAUAUUCCACAAUCAAUUAGUUCUGUAUUACUAUAUGUAUACUCAUUGCAGUAUAUAUUUUUUUUAUUAAUGACGCAUUAAUUGAAUAAUUAUGUUGUUCUAUAUGUAAUAAGCUUGUUUUAUUUGUGGUCUCAGUGGAAAAAAUUAUGUAGGAAAAUUCCUUGUUUGAUCUGUAUGUCUAUGUAAAUUUUGAUGACAGUGUUUACGGAUAUUUACCUGUUUAGAAAGUAUUAAUUACUUAAAAGAAAAAAAAAUUAGGAAAUAAAAUAAUAAAUUUUAUUAUUUACUAUUUCAUUUACAAUGAAAAUAAAUGUAUUGGAAAUAAGCACGUUUAGUUAAAAUAUUCCAUUUUUUCAGGUGAGAAUCCUUUUUUAAUUAAAGGUAUGGCGUUGAAAAUAACUGUUUAUUCGUUAUGGCGUCUUUGAAAUUCUAUGUCACGCCUUAAAAUCAAAUGCAAACUGUGAAUGAAUCAAUACAUAAUUGUUAUUGUUUAUCAAACGCUCAUGAUAAGCAGGUAAAAUAUUGUAAUUAUCACAGGUAUGCUCUUUACAAAGGUAAACAGAAAUUUUGUUUAUAAUGACUUUAGUUAGGACACAAGCUCAGCAAGCACACAUUAUUAACACGGUAAUUAUGAAGCAUGUCUUGGCAGUCUUUGUGAGAAUGGUAUUUAUCAAAUCAGCCAGGUACGCACAAUGGUAAAUCACAGGUAGGACAUGUAUGUCUACAUUUGUUCUCACCUCGUUGAUCUUUCACGGGAUUACAAGUUUUGCAAUCAUGAAGAGAUCUUUUCCGUUUGGUAUCAGCCUUACAAAGGAAUGUAUAGCGGCUCACAUAGUGUGCAUACUUGGUGAGAACACGGACACUUUAUGACGUCAUACUAACGUUGUAAACGUGACCUGGAUUUCGCUCCUGCUUCGAUAUUUUCCUUUGAUAACAUAAUAACUUGUUCAUCUGAUAUUCCCCGCAUGGUUUCUUAAACAAUAUAUAUUAAAUCUUGGUUACCAGGGAGAUCUUUAGCCAGACUGAAAGUGGGGCAUUUUGUAUCAUGACUAGCUAAUGACUAUCCCUCUCCCGCCCAUCUCUGUAUCGGUCUUAGCUUGCAAGGUCUCUUCCUCGGUCCUUAGCUGGGUCUCUAUAUCCAAGUGUCCCUAUCCCUACUUAGAUCCCCCUUACUAUACCAGCCCCCAAAAUAAAAAUAUUCAUUAUUUAUAUACAAUAAUAAAUCUUACCAAAUAAAUCAACAUCUUCGUCCAUCAAUGCCUGAAAAUGUUCCCAAUAAAAAAAUUCAUUUCAUGGUAAUUUAAUUUUGUUUUAAUUAUGUUCGAACAUAUCAUGUCACAAUUUUGAUGAUUCGUGGAACUUAUUUGACAAAUGCAUUUUUUCUAUACAGGUUCUUUAAUUUAUGUUUUCAGAAAUCCACAAGGCGGUAAGGCCUUCCGAUAGAUAAUAAUUUAUAACAAAUAUUGAUAAUUAAAUGAAGAUUUUCAAUUAAUA
Messenger RNA from Pecten maximus, 5970 nucleotides. RefSeq lists its product as uncharacterized. Bases 919 to 2976 code for a protein of 685 amino acids. Gene Ontology annotation, molecular function: protein binding. NCBI's taxonomy places the organism in Eukaryota, Metazoa, Mollusca, Bivalvia, Pectinida, Pectinidae. The record is from RefSeq and is a predicted model, not a curated record. The transcript is spliced from 2 exons.